Molecule: messenger RNA, 2871 nt
Organism: Myotis brandtii (Brandt's bat)
Lineage: Eukaryota; Metazoa; Chordata; Mammalia; Chiroptera; Vespertilionidae
Gene: CASP14
Product: caspase 14, apoptosis-related cysteine peptidase
Exons: 7
Coding region: 248-976 (242 amino acids)
Biological process (GO): proteolysis
Molecular function (GO): cysteine-type endopeptidase activity
Source: RefSeq, a predicted model, not a curated record
ACAGGGGCAAUAAAGACCCAGAGAGCUGUGCUGCUCAAUUUACAGAAAGGCCCCUCCAGAGAAACCUGGGAAGAUUCUGCACUAUCAGCUCCCUCUCUGAGGUCAGCACGUGGACCUGACCACUCUUUGGUGCCCAGUCUUGUUGGCAACUAAGAGAGUGGUGAGACAGCCUGGCUUUAAGGAGCAGCUACUUCUAGAGUCAGAUCAGUCAAGGGUGCUGAGAACCGGACUCAGAAUCAGAGGAGACAUGAGCAAUCCUCGGCCUUUGGAUGAGGAGGCCUAUGACAUGUCAGGUGCCCGCGUAGCCCUGACGCUGUGUGUCACCAAAGCCCGGGAAGGUUCGGAGGCGGACCUGGUGGCCCUGGAACGCAUGUUCCAGCAGCUGGGAUUUGAGAGUACCAUAAAGAGAGACCCCACUGCUCAGCAAUUCCAGGAAGAAUUGGAAAAAUUCCAGCAGGCCAUUGAUGCCCGGAAAGACUUCGUCAGCUGUGCUUUCGUGGUGCUCAUGGCACAUGGGCUAGAAGGUCAACUCGAAGGAGAAGACGAGCAGAUGGUCGAGCUGGAGAACCUCUUCGAGGUUCUAAAUAACAAGAAUUGCCAGGCCCUGAGAGCCAAGCCUAAGGUGUACAUCGUGCAGGCCUGUCGAGGAGAACAAAUGGACCCUGGUGAAACAGUAGGUGGAGGCAACAUUGAGAUGAUCACGAAAGACAGUCCCCAAACCAUCCCAACGUAUACGGACGCCCUCCACAUAUACUCCACAGUGGAGGGGUACCUCUCCUACAGACAUGACAAAGAAGGCUCCUGCUUCAUCCAGACCCUGGUUGAUGUGUUCACAGAGACGAAAGGACCCAUCCUGGAGCUUCUGAGUGAGGUAACCCGGAGGAUGGCAGAAGCAGAGGUGGUUCAGGAAGGGGAGGCGAAAAAAAUGAACCCUGAAGUACAAAGCACCCUUCGGAAACGGCUCUAUCUGCAAUAGACGUAGAAAGGACAGGGAGGGGUAUCCUUUCGGGUGCUCUGUCUCCCCCUCAGAUGUUUAAAGGCAGCUCUCACUACUCCCCCAAAAUCUUCUUUCCCCUCAAACCCCCGCCCCCCAAAGGUAAAUGUCACUCAGUCCUUUCAUCACACCCCUUAUGCAGGUUCAACCUGUCCCUGUCUUUUUUAAAGCAAUCCAACUAAAACUGAGCACAGGCACGGUUGUAACAAGAACAUCACCUCCCUCAGGCUGGGCUAUGUACCUCUAUUAACGCAACCAAGAGGGUACUCACUUAUCAGACUUUCUGCUCCUAUGCUUACCUGAAACUCAUUCUAGCUUUUAUGAAUUAUGCCCAUACAAAUGUAACUGGAUGAAGCUCAAGAUUUUACAUUAAUAAACCAAUGCUCACUCACCUCCUCCCGUCUCAAUAAAAGUUUGGUUGGCUUCUAAAUCUCACCUAGAGUUGUAGCCUCUUCCUGAGCCCACAUCCAUUCCAGAGAUUCCCUCCCAAUUCCUAAAAAUUCAGUAAGGCAAGAAUCGUUCUCUCUCUUUCUUAGCUAGCAAGCUGGUGCCUUGACACUGUUCUCCUAGUUUAUGGGCUCUCUCUGGCUAAUAGAGAUGCCUCCUCUUUUUCUGGAUCUCUCCCUCCUAAUUAACACUGCCCCCCCGCCCCCCCCCACACACACACACCUCCCCAACUCCACCACUAGGCCCUGGACUCUGCCCUUCUCCAGAGAUUCCAUCCAUUCAUUCCUUCUUAUGAUUACAACUUUCACCGCUCUGAAUCAGAACAAAUUGAACCUAUGGCAAAUUCCCUAGCGUCACCCUAUUAUUUUGUAGACAGUAUGAUAGAGGCUCAGAGAGGUUACAUGGCUUUUCAAAUGCCACACAGUAAGUCUGGCUUCCAUCCCUGCCCCCUUUCCACUGCCUGCUAAGUCUUGAUCUAUCAGAAAACUUGUCUACUUAGAGGAACCACCUAAUAAAAGUUCUCCCUACCUUGGAGAUUGGAGCUCCCUGGAAGACUUCAAAAAUCCUUGAUAACCAGCAUUUAAGGUUACAUCCAUGGAAUUCCAGCACUGGGCUGGAAGCUGGAUCAGAUGUACUGCCUUCCAAUUCUGAGAUGCAUGUCUCUAUGUCUCUAGCCUUGACCUUUCCCAAGAUAUAACCUGUGGUCAUAUCCACCACCAUUGAAAACUCAUGGUUAAAGAUGUCUUUUCUUCCUGGUCCAUCCUCAUUCCCUGUCACCCUCAACCUCAGACCCCAGGUUCGGAGAUCUGCCAUUAUCUAAACACUCUUCCUCUUGCAACCUUCCUAUGCCACCAGCCACCAUGCCCAGCCCAGCCUGACUCUGAAACACUUCUCAGAUCUGUCUUCUCUUCCCUAACAUGUCAUUCUCCAGGCUCAAGUCCCACCCUCACGUGUUUACAUCUCUGCAUGUUUACACCAGGUUCCUUUCUUGCCUUUCCACCUGACCAUCUCACCCCUCCUUUGUGCGCCAUACCAUCUAUAAGUCUUUAUCUUCCUAGAACACCCAGGAAAACACAAUGGCACCCCAUCAUUUAGAGACUAAGGCCAAACUCCACAUCCUGAUAUCUCACACCCUUAUAAUUCCACUUCCAACUAGCAAUCAGCUAAAUUCAUCUCUCACUUCCCCCAUCAUGAAUUCACCCUUCCAACAAGACUAAUGUCCUUUUAUUCAUACCUCCCCAAGCUGGAGUGCCCUCUCUUUCCCUUCACCUACUUUCCACAACCUCCCACCCCUACGUAUUCCAGAAAGUCAUUCCUGAUAGUCUUUCUAGUUAAUUCUGCUCUUACUAGGACGAGACUAUUACAAUUUAUUGAGGGCAGGGAACAAAUCUUUGAUUGUUAUAAUGGAUGCUCAAUAAACAGUUGUCAAA